AUGUUAGCUGUUUGGUCAUGGAUGAUUCAUUUGCUUAGUAUAAAGUGUGAUAAAGAUGCAAAUUACAGGCGACUCAAGAGUGAAUACGAUAAGUUAAAAAUUGCUAAUACAAUGAGCCCCUCCAAGAAAUAUCAUGAUAAAUUGGUGAUAUUCCCUGAUGUCAAACGGAAUGCCAAUAUUGAUAAAGUUGAGUUGACAGAGAUAAAUAGCACUAGUAAUACUAUAAACACGGUUGAUGUGUUAACAUCAAAUGCUACAUUGAUAAACACGAUAAAGGAUAGAGUUAUCAUGUUGCUGACAACUAGCGCGAAUCAAAAGAAGUUAAGCAAGGAUGACAUUGAGAAGUUCUUUACUACUGACAGUUGUACUGUAGAGGAAUUCGAGGCAGCAAUAAAGCAACUAAAGGCAUUGAUAGAAAAACAAGGGGAUGCAAUAAAACGAUUGAUGUAUGAAGAAGUAAAGAAGGCAAUGACCAAAAUGGGAAAGGAUUGCAAGUUAAUAGCAAAAGAAAAACGCGAAAGCCUGAAAAAACAUUUCCUGCAACUGCCGUAUUUUAAGCCCAUUAAUAUUGAUAACAAGAGCGAAGUCACUACUUAUAUGUAUGUGACAUUUACAACUGGGAACAAAUUAAUGAAGUCGGAGAUAAUAACAAUAACAAGAAACAAUAAAAAAAUACAAACAAUGCAUGAUCUGGAAGAGUAUGAGAAGAAAAUAAUAAAGAAGAAAAAAACACCAAAGAAGAAAACAUCAAAGAAGAAAGAAACACCAAAGAAAGAAACACCAAAGAAAGAAAUAUCAAAAAAGAAAGAAACAUCAAAGAAGAGCAAAAUAUUAGUUGCUAUCAUAUUGGUUGUUGUGGGUAUAGUGAUAUUAUCAAUAGGAACAUUAAUAUUGGUAAAGAAAAGGAAAACCACAGAAGAAACAUUGGACCUUUAA
Messenger RNA from Enterospora canceri, 936 nucleotides. The record is from the annotation of a GenBank genome assembly. Lineage: Eukaryota; Fungi; Microsporidia; Enterocytozoonidae.